This is a messenger RNA of Polychytrium aggregatum, 3900 nucleotides long. RefSeq names its product P-loop containing nucleoside triphosphate hydrolase protein. The transcript is spliced from 9 exons. Gene Ontology annotation, cellular component: membrane. The record is from RefSeq and is a predicted model, not a curated record. Bases 1 to 3900 code for a protein of 1299 amino acids. Gene Ontology annotation, biological process: transmembrane transport. Gene Ontology annotation, molecular function: ATP binding; ABC-type transporter activity; ATP hydrolysis activity. Lineage: Eukaryota; Fungi; Chytridiomycota; Chytridiomycetes; Polychytriales.
AUGAAGGCCCGCCAGCAGAAGGAAAAAGUGCCCGUUGUGCCCUUCCUGAAGCUCUUCCGCUUUGCCGACAGCAAGGAUCGCCUCCUCAUCAUUCUGGGUAUCCUCACCAGCAUGGGUAUCGGCGCUCUGAUGCCCUGCUCCAUCCUCGUCCUCGGCAACUUCCUCGGAAGCUCCUCGGGCUUCCUGAACGGCCCCCAGCUCCCCACUGACCCCAACGGCAACUACAUCCUGCCCAGCGGCCAAAUCGUUACCCCGGCCCAGCUGAUGAGCAACUUCGACCCCCAGCCCAUGUACAACAACAUCCUGAUCUUUGUCUACUUUGGUAUUGCCAUGCUCUUCUCGGGCUACUUUACCCAGUUCUUCUGGGUCAUUUCCGGUGAAAACCAGACCCGCCGCAUCCGUGAGCUCUUUGUCCGCUCGGUUCUGCGCCAGGACCUCGGAUGGUUCGAUCUCGCCGAGGAGGGCUCCCUCACCACCCGCCUCGCCCAGGACACCCAGCUCAUCCAGGACGGUAUCUCCGAGAAGGCCGGCAUGUGCAUCCAGGCCAUCACCCAGUUCCUUGCCGGCUUCAUCAUCGCCUUUGUGAAGGGCCCCAAGUUGGCCGUCGUGCUGCUGGCUGCGCUCCCGCUCCUCGGCAUCGUCGGCACCGUCAUGAUCCGCAUCAUCAGCAAGUUCACCGGCAAGGGCCAGAAUGCCUACGCCGACGCCGGCGCCGUCGCCGAGCAGGUCAUCUCCGGCAUCCGCACCGUCUACUCGUUCUCGCUCCAGCAGCGCUUCACCGAAAAGUACGACAAGGAGCUCGCCAAGGCCGAAGUCAGCGACAUCAAGAAGGGCCAGGCCAUCGGUCUCGGCUUUGGCUCCUUCAUGCUCGUCAUGUUCUGUACAUACGGCCUGGCCUUCUGGUACGGCUCGCGCCUCGUUCUCCAGGGCGAGCUUGCCGGCCAGGAUGUCCUCGUCGUCUUCUUUGCCAUGAUCAUGGGCGCCAUGUCCCUGAUCAUCCUGCCCACCAACCUGGCUGCCGUCUCCAACGCUCGCGGCGCCGCCUACAAGAUCUACUCCGUUAUCGAUCGUGUCCCCACCAUCGACUCGCUCUCUCAGGAGGGCCUCAAGCCCGCAGCCAUCACGGGCGACAUUGAGUUCAAGAGCGUCGAUUUUACCUAUCCCGCCCGCCUCGACACCCAGAUCCUCUUUGACCUCUCCCUCAAGAUUCCCUCCGGCAAGACCGUUGCCUUUGUCGGCCCCUCUGGCUCGGGCAAGUCGACCAUUGUCCAGCUCAUCCAGCGCUUCUAUGAUCCCAACGCGGGCCAAGUUUUCCUGGAUGGCAACGACGUCAAGGACCUCAACGUCAACUGGCUCCGCAGCCAGAUUGGUAUCGUCAGCCAGGAGCCCGUCCUCUUCAACACCUCCAUCAAGCAGAACAUCAUCAUGGGUGCCACCGGUGACGUUACCGAGGCUGACCUGAUCAAGGCCUGCAAGAUGGCCAACUGCCACAACUUCAUCAGCAAGCUUCCCCAGGGCUACGAUACCUCUGUCGGCGAGCACGGCGGCAUGCUUUCGGGCGGCCAGAAGCAACGCAUCGCCAUCGCCCGUGCCCUGAUCAAGAACCCCCGCAUCCUCCUCCUCGACGAAGCCACCUCUGCCCUCGACACCCACUCGGAGCGCCUUGUGCAGCAGGCCCUCGACAACGCCUCCAAGGACCGCACCACCGUCAUCAUCGCCCAUCGUCUCUCGACCAUCCGCAACGCCGACGUCAUUGUCGUUCUGCAGCGCGGCAAGAUCGUUGAGGUCGGCAACCACGCUGAGCUCUACAAGCUCGGCGGUGUCUACACCGGUCUCGUUGACAAGCAAAAGAUCAAGAUGGAGGUCGAGGACACUCUCGGCAUCAACGACCGCUCCCUUGGCCGCAACAAGAAGCGUAACAGCAGCAGCAACGGCUCCUCCGAGACUCUGGAGGAGGAAGAGGAGGAAUUCAACAUCAAGAAGCCCGACGUGUCCGAGGUCGUCACCGACGACACCGGCAAGCCUGUGGAGACUCGCCUCUACCUCGAUGACGAAAAUGCCCACCGCAAGGCUGCUCUCGACGAAAAGCAGCAGCUCAAGGACAAGAAGAAGGAACUCAAGAAGCAGUCCGCUCCGCUCUGGCGUGUGCUGAUGCUCAUGAGACCCGAGUGGGGCUACAUUGCCCUCGGCUGUCUCGGUGCCGUUGGUGCUGGUGUGGUCUUCCCCGUCUUUGCCCUCAUCUUCUCGAGAGUCAGCAUCAUCCUUCUGGAUCCCAGCGAGAUCGACCCCGGACCGUUCCAGGGUGCCAAUCUCUACUCGUUCCUCUUCGCCAUCAUCGGUGUCCUCGGCUUCUUCUCCUUCAGUCUGCAGUUCAUUGGUUUUGAGCACGCCGGUGGUGCCAUGGGCCGCCGUAUCCGUCUGAUGACUUUCAACGCCAUGAUGCGCCAGGAGGUUGGAUUCUACGACGAGGAGGGCCACGGCCUUGGUGCCCUGACCUCCCGUCUGGCCAUCGAUGCGCUCAAGGUCGGCGAGCUCGUCACCAAGGUCUGGGGUGAUCUGUUCCAGCUCUUUGUCACGGCCUGUGCCGGUCUCCUGAUUGCCUUCAUCAACUCGUGGCAGCUCACUCUGAUCAUCCUGGCCGUUGCUCCAUUCGUCGCUGCCGGCUCCUUCUUCGAAGCUCGUAUCCGUCGUGGAUUUGAGGAUGCCAGCAAGAAGUCGUACGAAGAAUCCGGCGAGAUUGCCGGCGAGGCUUUCAAGGAGAUUCGCACCGUCUCGGCCCUCAACCGCCAGCACUUCUUCGAAGACAAGUACCGCGCCAACCUUGAGCACCCCCACAAGCUCGCCAUCCAAAAGGCCCGGAUUGCUUCCCUCGGUAACGGCUCCAGCCAGGCUGCUGUCCAGUUCGCCAACGCCCUCGGUUUCUAUGCUGGUAUCCGUCUGGCUCUUGCUGGAACCAUCAGCUUCAAGCCCGUCUUCACCGUCCUGAUGGCCGUCAUGUUCACUGCCCAGGGUCUUGGUCGCGCCUCCAACUUUGUUACGACCUACACUGCCGCCAAGCUUGCUGCCAUCAACACCUUUGAGCUCAUCGACCGCGCCACCACCAUCGACCCCGAUGCCGAUGGUAUCGUUGCCGACAACGUCGACGGCACGAUCGAGUUCAAGGACAUCUCGUUUGCCUAUCCUGCCCGCCCCACCCAGCCCAUCUUUGACGGCCAGUUCUCGCUCAAGGCCAAGAACAACAUCACCAUUGCCCUCGUCGGCCCCUCUGGAUGCGGCAAGUCGACCACGAUCGGUAUCCUGCAGCGCUGGUACGACAUCAACAACGGCAGUGCCUUGCUCGAUGGCAAGCCCAUCAAGGAUUACCAGGUCAAGAACCUGCGCAAGCACAUGGCCCUCGUCGGCCAGGAGCCCGUCCUCUUUGACAUGAGUAUCAAGGAGAACAUCCUCGCUGGCACCGAGCGCACCGAUGUCACGGAUGAGGAGGUUGAGGAGGUUGCCCAGAUGGCCAACAUGACUGCCUUCCUCAAGGAUAUGCCCGAGAGACUUGACACCCGUGUCGGUGACAAGGGCUCCCAGCUCUCCGGUGGCCAGAAGCAGCGUGUCGCCAUUGCCCGCGCCCUCAUUCGCAACCCCAGACUCCUCCUCCUCGACGAAGCCACUUCUGCUUUGGACUCCGAGUCUGAGAAGCACGUGCAGCAGGCCAUCGAUAACGCCAUCAAGCAGGGCGGCCGCACCACUGUCACCAUUGCCCAUCGUCUCUCGACCAUCCAGGACGCCGAUCUGAUCGUCGUGUUGAAGGAGGGAGUCGUUGUUGAGCAGGGCACCCACUUUGAGCUCUUGGCUCUCAACGGAGUCUACAGCGCCCUGGUCAAGCAGCAGGAUCUCAACGUCCUGCAGUAA